AUGAACAUAAAAACAGCUUCUCUAACGAACAACGGCAUUUAAACUAAUCAUUAUUCAGCCAAGUUCACAAACAGCACUAUCAAUCACUUCACAGAGGAUUUAAACAGUAGCCCCGUGGCCACAGUUUCCGCUGCUCAUCAUUAAUUGAUGCAGAAUUCAGGGUAAAAAUCAAAUUAAAAAUCGUAUGAGAAGGGUCGAUCCUCUUUGACAGGCAGCGGGAGUGCAUACUAUGGAAAUAAUAAUUCGAGUGCAAAAAAAGCCAAUUAGUCCAUGAUGCAUACAGCUACUGGAAUGGGCAUGGGAAUUGGUAAUGCAGCUGGGAAUAAGUAGAUGAGUUGUAUACCGAGCAUGCAAUACUAUGAUUUGAGUACGAUGUCUCCAAGCAAAAAUACAAAGCCCAUAGGAAACCAAAGCAAUUUAAGUUCAAAUAGCACUGCGACAAUAAAUAACUUCGCAUAAGGCUUGACUUCUUCGCGUUUGAAUAGUCAGAGUAAUUUAGGCUUGCUUCCAUCAAAUAAAUAUGAACCACCAAUGAAUAGGUCACCAUUAUAAACGAACAACAAUGCAACUUAGUAAAUUUAGUAAAGUAAUUUGAAUCGAAUUACAGAACUGGAAGCUCUUAGAUCGUAAUUGCUGAGUUCACCUAAAAAGCAUCAUACACCUGUACUUCAAUAAUAUAAUUAGGAUGGAUACAGAUAAUAACAAACACCAACAAGUAGUAACAUUCGUCUGAGAAAUAGUAUGUCAGGCCAAAAGCCCUCUACAGAAAAAGCUUAGGCAAAAAAUACUAAGCCUUAAGAUGAGCCAACAGAGAUAGAUGAGGAUUGCAAUGUAUAGGGUGAGGAAUUCGGAUGUUUAAAAGAAGAGGAUGAUGAAGAUGAUAAUGGUGACUUCACACUUAUGACGAGAGAGCACUCAAAUACCUAAACAGCUAUGUAGAGAUAGAGUGAAUGCCUUUAAGUAAAAUCUUAUAGCUAGUUAUUCAGCAAAUAAAAUGAUGAGUAGAAGAAAUACGGGAGUGUCUCUUCAUAGCAGUAAAGCAUAAUAAAGAAGGCUAUUGCUACAAGCAAUAACAAUCAGCCAAUUCAUAAUGAAAGGAAUAUCCUUUAAAAAAUUUUGCCUUCUAGAUCACAUGCUGAAUCUUUCAAUUCCAAAUCAAGUUAAAUGCCCAUAUAAAACUCUGGUGCAGGAACUAACACUGGAAAUGGAGUUGGAGUUCGAAAGAACUCAAAUACUCUAGCUCUGAGUAAUGCUGCAAUAAAUAGCAACCUUUCUGCUGGGGUUAAUUCUAAUGUGAAUAGCAAUGUUCAUUCAGGAUCAGGAUACCCAAUUGAUAAAUCUAAUAAUGUUUCGCAGAGAUAAACACCGAGUGCUUAAAUCGGGAUUAGAGCAAAUCUUAAAAGUGCUUAGGGAUUCAUGAGUGGAAUAGAAGCUUUAAGUCAUGUCAAUCCUAAUAUCACCAAGCCAGUAUUGUCCAAACAGCAUAGAAACUCUGGAAAAGAGGAAUCAAAUCCUUAAUCAGUGACAACAAGUGAUUCCUCAUCUAAAACUGAAAUCAAAUCAAAUCCUGCUUUUCAAGAUAACAAGCCAAGUGUUAGUUGUAAUCUCAACAAUAUAACUAUUUUGUCCAGUUCAGGAGCUGUCUAGAAGAAUUCUGGAAAUGGCAGCAAUAUACAUGCAAGCAAUGCUUUAACUAUGAUAUAGCAGCAGAACUAGAGAGGCAAAGGUGACUAGAGAAAUGCCAAUAGAAAUUCAGGACUGACUGACUAGACUCUAUAGUCCUCUUAUGAUGUGAACGAUACGAUUGAAGAUAACACGGCUAAGUACAUUGGUAAAGAUGUUUUCUCAAAUAUGAAUACAUUCAGCAAUUAUCAGGCUUGCAAGUUACAGUCAACUACUCUUAUCAAUCCAAUAUCUUGUGAAAGCAGUAGUGAUGUAAACACAUCAUAAAUCACAACCAGCCAGAAGUAUACCUAGGGGCCAAGAAAGUCACCAAUGAAUAUCUAAAAUUCCCUUAAAAAGAAGAAGAGAAAGAAGUCCUAAAAUGGAGGUAACAUCAAUAACUUCCUUCAGGGCAUUUCUCAAGCAGUACUAUAGUAAAAGAAACCUGCAGGUGUGUAGAUCCCAACUAUCUAAAACACCAACCUUCCUCCCUAUUCAGUUUCCAGUUCCUCUAAGUUCACGACUCCUAAGGAGAACAACUUAAAUAUCUUGGCAGGUGUGUCUUAGGGAAACACCCACAGCAACAUUCUUGCAGCCUUUUCCAAUCAAAACCUAGAGAAUAAGGUUUCAAACUAGACCACGAAAGAACAUGAAAACAUCAAUAACAACUUGAAUUAGACUGCGACUCUUAAAGAGCAGAUACUGAAUGAAUAGCUUAGGCAAUCUUAGAAUGCCAGUGUGCAUCAGAGAAAUGGUUCUAACAAUAGCAGAAUGACUGAGAAGUCAUCCAAUAACACUGGCAACGGUUGUAGUAGUGCUGGAGGCAAUCAAAACAAUUCUAGCAUGAUGAAGAAAAGAAUGCAGCCUAAUAAAACCACUUCGUUCGCUCAGCCAUCACAGACUAAUACAAUUGGCUCUAUAUUGACAUAGAAUAGCAUGAAUCAUAUAGUGCCUUUAGCCUUGACUAGAUCUAAUACAACCUAACCUACUGGAUAACCUAAUAAUCAUGCUAUUCCGUAAACAUUCUCAUAAUUUUCUAACUCUAAAUUUAGAAGCAAAAAGAAACCAACAUGGUCAUUGUUAGACUCUGAGAAGCAAACCUAUGGUGACAGAUGUCCUAGAGGCUAUGAUAAAGUAGAUCUGCUUGGAAAAGGUGGAUGUGCUUUAGUUUGGCUAGGAAAGAACCAGAAAACAGGCGAGCUUGCUGCAUUGAAGCAGUUCCCAAAAUCCAAGUCUUAAAUUGAUCAGACAGCCCGAGUUGAAGUAGUCUUUGGCAGAUCCCUAUUCCCCAAAUCUUAGAACGGCUAAACUACUUAUGGUCUUGAUCCUAAUGCAUUCCCUGGCAUGAAAUCGAUUGCCAAACUUAUUGAUGACAUAGAUGAUGGCAAGGAUUACUGGUUGGUUUACGAAGUAGGCUCACACAGUUUAAGCAAGCACCUAUUUGAUGUGAAGGGAGAGUUCUAUAAGGGUGAAAGAAUAUAUCUUGUCUAGCAUCAAUCAUUCUUCCAGGCUUUGAAAUAAAACAACAACCUCUUGAGGCAGCUUAUCAAGAAAAUAGCAGAAACUUUCGCUGUCCUGUCGGAGUAUAAAAUCGUGCAUGCUGAUAUCAAACCCGACAACAUACUAGUCAACUUUGACGGCCGUGAGAUCAAGGAUCUGAAACUAAUUGAUUUCGGAUCAGCGUUUUCAUUUGAAAACCCCUCAAACAUACAAGCAAGCACUCCAGAAUACUUAGCACCGGAGGUACUUGAGUAUCUUGAGAACAGAGCUUAGAACACCUAAGCCAAUGGUACAAACAGUGGGAAUCUUUGUAAAAGACUUCAGCCUUGGUCAUAUGACAUCUGGUCUCUAGGCGCAAUACUCUUAGAAAUUUUAACAGGUUUUCCUCUCUGGCUUUCUUUGAAGUCAAGAAUUGCAACUCAAUCAGGCAAAAACAUCAUUGGCAUGGGUAUAUUUGGGGUUUAAGGUCGUGAAGGCAAGAAAAUUCUUGUCAAGUAGCAGGCUAUGCUUAAAAACAUACCAAGUCUUCUUAAGAAGUAUGAGUGCUAUGGCCUGGAUAAAGAUCAAAACUUCAUGGAUCUUUUACUCAGGAUGCUCGAUUUCAAUGCUCUGAGAAGAAUAUCUCCAGAGGAAAUCAUUGAACAUCCUUUCAUCAGGGGCGCUCAAUGA
Messenger RNA from Stylonychia lemnae, 3831 nucleotides. NCBI's taxonomy places the organism in Eukaryota, Ciliophora, Spirotrichea, Sporadotrichida, Oxytrichidae. The record is from the annotation of a GenBank genome assembly.